AUGCUGCUCUGUGACAUUUUAUUUGAAACUCCAGUCACAGACGUUGUAGACCUAAGACUGCAGUAGGACCGAAACAGUUUUUCCAUGUGCUUUCAUGUGACAGGAAAAAGAGCAAGACAUUUCAUGAAAAUUUUCUGGAUUUUUAGAGCAGCCAUGGCAGCUGAAUUGGAUGUAGUGAACCUGUUCUUCAUUGCUGGAGCAACACUGGCUAUUCCUAUCCUGGGUUUUCUGGCUUCCUUCCUUCUUUGGCCAUCUGUACUCAUUAAAGUGUAUUACUGGUACUGGAGAAGGACUUUGGGCCUGCAGGUUCGCUAUGCAGACUGUGGCGGUUAUCGCUUCUGCUACUCCUACAGAGGAAAACCUGGGAUGAGACCCUCCAUCCUGAUGCUUCACGGCUUCUCUGCUCACAAAGACAUGUGGCUGACUGUUGUCAAGUAUUUGCCAAAGCACCUGCACAUUGUGUGCGUGGACAUGCCUGGUCACGAGGGGACGACACGCACCAACACUGAGGAUUACUCCAUUCAGGGGCAGGUCAGAAGGAUCCAUCAGUUUGUAGGCAGCAUUCACUUAAACAGAAAAGCUUUCCAUCUGGUGGGAACCUCCAUGGGGGGAAAUGUUGCUGGGGUUUAUGCAGCCUGCUAUCCCUCGGAAAUCUGCAGCAUGACUCUCAUCUGUCCCGAUGGAAUCAGACAUCCAUGUGAGACCAAAUUUGACAAUCACCUUCAGGAUCUGGAACACAGCAACUUCGCACUGAACAUCCCCCUGAUUCCAACUACACCAGACGAGAUGGAGGACAUGUUCAAACUCUGUUCUCACGUUCGCUUUAAAAUUCCUCAGCAGAUUCUUCAGGGACUGGUUGAUGUGCGAGAACCUCACAACGCCUUUUAUGAAGAAGUUUUUAUGGAGAUCAUCGGUGAGAAAUCAAGAUAUGCCUUAAUGGAGCAUUUGCAUCUCAUUACUUCACCUUUGCAAGUGAUUUGGGGCAAAAAAGAUCAGGUGGUGGAUGUCUCUGGAGCUACAGUCAUUGCUGAGUUGGUGCCUGGAUGCAAGGUGGACUUGCUGGACAACUGUGGUCAUUCUGUGGUGAUGGAGAAGCCGUGUCGGACAGCCAAACUAAUUCUGGAGUUUAUUAUCUUGCAGCAAAAUGCCAGGAGUGGCACAAAGAAGUCUUCUUGAAUAUUUAAGAUUUCCAUUACUGUGUCACAGUUUUAUAAACACAUGGCCCAAAAUGCAAGAAUUACAAUGUAG
Gambusia affinis (western mosquitofish) is the source of this 1248-nucleotide messenger RNA. It is a transcript of the gene abhd6b, whose product is annotated as abhydrolase domain containing 6, acylglycerol lipase b. The record is from RefSeq and is a predicted model, not a curated record. Lineage: Eukaryota; Metazoa; Chordata; Actinopteri; Cyprinodontiformes; Poeciliidae.